AUGGCACGUGCUCGCCCACCUCAGAACGAGGGCGUGUUACAGGACAACGGCAUGGGCGAGGCCCAGACCAAGGAGAAAAGAACCAGUGUAGCACAAAUGGCAAGUAGUGCCGACGAAUUGCUCGACAUCCUAGGUUAUCAGGCGGAGCUUGUGAGAUCAAGGUCCACCUUUCAGGUCGCCUUCAUGUCUUUCGUGCUCGCCUCGGUGCCCUACGGCUUGUCGACGACCCUGCUGUAUCCGAUCGCCGGCGGUGGCCCUGUCGCUGUCAUCUGGGGUUGGUGUUUAGUCUGCGCCAUCAUCUUCUGUCUCGCUGUCUCGCUGGGCGAAAUCACCACGGUCUACCCAACGGCUGGAGGCGUCUACUACCAAACUUUCAUGCUCUCGCCGCCCAAAUGGCGCAGAAUCGCUGCCUGGAUCUGUGGAUGGUCGUACACGCUGGGGAAUAUCACCAUCACGCUCUCGGUCAACUUCGGCACGACCCUGUUCUUCGUCGCUUGUAUCAAUAUCUUCCAGGACUCCGAAGGCAACGGGAUCUUCGCCGCCGAGACCUACCAAUACUAUCUCAUCUUCUUCGCCAUUACUCUGCUCUGCAACGCCAUUUCCGCGCUGGGAAACCGGUGGCUGCCGUUGCUGGACACCAUGACCAUUUACUGGACGUUUGGCGGCGUGUUUGCCAUUCUGAUCUGUGUCCUCGUCAUUGCAAAGAACGGCCGCAACAGCGGCAGUUUUGCGUUUGGCAAGUUUGAGGCGAACACCGGUUGGCCGGAAGGCUGGUCGUUCUGCAUCGGACUGCUACAUGCUGCCUACGCGACCUCUGCCACGGGAAUGAUCCUUUCCAUGUGUGAAGAGGUCCAAGAACCCGCGACCCAAGUCCCCAAAGCGAUGUGCGGCGCUCUCAUUCUCAACUGGCUCUGCGGCAUCAUCUUCCUCAUCCCUCUCAUGUUCGUCCUGCCCGACCUGCUUGACGUCAUCAGCGACCCGUACGGCCAGCCCUUGCCGUUCAUUUUGCGCUCGGCGAUCGGCAACGAAGGAGGCGCCUUUGCCCUCACGGUGCCCAUCCUCGUGCUGGCCAUUUUUUGCGGCGUGGCCUGCACGACUGCGGCGUCCCGCUGCAUCUGGGCGUUUUCACGAGACGGCGCGAUACCCGGCUCGAAUUGGUGGAAGAAAGUGAACAAGAAGCUGGACGUACCCCUGAAUGCCAUGAUGCUCAGUAUGGUGGUGCAGCUCCUUCUGGGCCUCAUUUAUUUCGGCUCAUACGCCGCAUUCAACGCGUUCAGCGGCUCGGGAGUCAUCUUCUUGACCAUUGCCUACGUCAUGCCCAUCUUCGUCUCCCUCAUCGGCGGGCGCACACAUUUGAACGAGGGAUCGUGGAACUUUGGCACCAUUGGCGUGGUCUGCAAUGUCAUCGCAAUUGCGUGGUCGUUCUUCGUGUUGCCUCUCUUCAGCUUCCCUUUCUUCAACCCCACCACAGCGGACACCAUGAAUUAUGCCUCCGUCGUCUUUGUCGGCGGGGUCUUGAUCUGUGGCAUCUGGUACUUGGCAUGGGGCAAGAAGAACUACCAGGGCCCUCCGGCAAAGGCGGAAGAUGUCGAGCGACGACGCAGCUCCAUUGUGCCACAUUAG
Molecule: messenger RNA, 1623 nt
Organism: Cladophialophora yegresii CBS 114405
Lineage: Eukaryota; Fungi; Ascomycota; Eurotiomycetes; Chaetothyriales; Herpotrichiellaceae
Exons: 4
Coding region: 1-1623 (540 amino acids)
Biological process (GO): amino acid transport; transmembrane transport
Cellular component (GO): membrane
Molecular function (GO): transmembrane transporter activity
Source: RefSeq, a predicted model, not a curated record